AUGUUAGGACCUUUCCAAAUCAGAGGCCUCCAAGCACCACUGUCCCAGGAGCCUGAACCGCAUAAUGUCGACGGAGAAGAACCAAAUCUGCAUGGGGUAGUACAAGUCUCUGCCGCUGACUAUGACGAAAUCGCGUCUGACCAUCCCCGAGCACUGCUCACCUACUUUGAUGCUGAUGAUGGUGAUCAGAUCACGGUAGGAUCCUCAUUCGAACUUUCUCAACGGCUGGAUGAGCCACCAGACGAGGACAUGUACCCUGGUCAAGAACCUACCCCAAUGCAUAUUUUUGAUAUUCGUCGAACCAACUCCAUCACUGAAAUCUGGAAAAGAUUUGAGAGACAUGACGAAGUCAGCCAAUCACAAGGAGACUCUAAAGAUGCCUCGGUAGCGCAGCCUGAUGGGGAGAGCAAUUCUCAACCCGAAAAGAUCCCUCAAUCACCAGGUCGCCCCCUCUCCCCCGAAACUCAGGUCGAAGAUCAGCCUUUCAUGGCAGCCUUUGAGGCCGAACUGGCAAAGCUUCUCAAUCCAGCAGAGAAUGGCGAGACAAGAGAUGCGCGUUCAGAAGCACCGACUGCCACAGAACACUCUUCGCAAGACGGUUCGCAGAGACCACAGCAUCCACUGGAAGUCAUGGCGACGACCUUUCUCUAUCAUCUUGUGCACGGGGCCAAUUCGGUGCAGUCUGAGCUGAGAAGCAAAUUUCCUGAAUUGCGGGACCACCUUCGAAAUGCUCAAAGAACAGUCCCGGAGAAUGUACAAUCCUCUUUGCAGCAUCUGCUUGCGUCCAUUGAAGCACACAUGCGCACUGCGUUUCAAAAUUUCCCGGAGCAUGGACGGCAAUUCGCAGAAGGUGCUUUCCAUGCCGGACGCCCUGUUGCUGAGAAUGCAGUGGACGGCUUGAGAACAAUGGCUUCUGAGCUUAAUGAGGCUAGUAAGGUCUUGUAUGCAGUCUUUGAGAAUGAGUUUAGUCACUUCGCCUCGAAUGACAUGAACACCUGGUUUGAGAGGCUGCAGAGGGUCUCGCCUUCAUUCGCUGCCGGUCCAGCAGAAGGGGCCCAGUCAGGGGGCGCCUCUCGAACCGCGGGAAGUGGCACUUCUGCCUACGAUGUUCGAGGUGCCGAAAGCAGCCUCCCUGUCCCGUCCCACCUUCAACCUUCUGAUCCUCAAAGCUCAGAUCCGCAGGCUACUCUGUGGUCUGGCUUCACUGGUUCGGGCAGUGUCGCCCUGCAGGACCAGGGUAACGGUAUCUCCUCUUCUCCAAAUUUCAACCAUCCGUCCCCAGUUCCACCCCGUCUUCCUCACACACAAGUCUCUGCGAUGCCACCCUUGCCACGGCCCAUUAAUGCUUUUUAUCCACAAAUUCCAAACGCCGCGUCAUGGACACCAUGGAACGCCUCUCAUCCUGCUGGACACCUCCCAUAUUCUCCUUUAUAUCCUCCCCAGCACAAUCCUGAGUUGCAGCCACAUCAUUCAGGGUCCUCGCCAAUUUGCCAGUCAGACGGCUUGGCUCAUCAAUCUGCAAGCAGAGCUACAGCCUUGUCAACCGAUCAUUCUACAUCCCUUCAGGAUUCUAUGGAAGAUUCUCGGACGGAAAUUCUGUUUAUCGGAAACGUUGGGUUUAAGGUCACCGAAACGAUUAUUCAGGAAGUAUUUGCUUCAAAGGGUUUCAUUGUGAGAGUGCGCCUUCCUCGAGACUCCGAGACUGGCCAUCAUGCGGGCUUUGGCUAUAUCUACCUUCCAUCUAUCCAUGCCGCCAUUGCGGCCAUCAACGCAUUACAAGGCGUUCAUAUUGAUGGCCACGCGAUCAAUCUCGAGUUCAGCGACGAUUCAAUUGGUAGUCCCUCGGACCUAUCGGAGGACCUUUCUCGCCAGCAAGGAACUCUGUUUGAAAAGUUCUCUAUCAAAGAUCGCGGGGUAGGCUGUGAGCCGGAAGCAUUGCCCAGUCAGCCGUCACCUGCUCCUCACGAGGGUCAUCAAAAAUCGGGUUCUCUCGAAGGCUCUGACCAAGGAUCACUGUAUGGUGAUAGUCAAAAGGCUAUCUCAUACAACGCAUCAGUCGAGAGCUCAACGCCAGCCCUUAUAGAUUUCAUUCCUGAUAAUCCGGCUCAGCCGGAACUCAUUGGGAUACAGGACCGGCUGCCAAGCUUGGACCAUUACCCCCCUGUCUUCCAAGUGGACGCUCAGCAACUGUCGAGUGAGCAUAAGACAGCGGCUGACAAGCCGUGCCAGCUCAUCGAUUCUCUGGAUACGCCCUCACUCUCGAAUGAAUUCGAAGCGGACGAUGUGCAUGGAUCAUGCUCAGCACCGGCCGUCGACUUUCAUGAACCGACCCCAGUGGGGCGGCGUGCAUCCGCCAAGCUCUCCGGAAAGAGUAAACAAUCAAACGGUUUGGACACGUGGGCUCGUUUGGACGGAAGGGAGCGUCGGCUGUCCAGAGAUGCGUCUUCAUACGAUAUUUCUAGAAGCUCUCCGACGGGAGAGACCUCGCGGCCCGCGGCAACUGGUUCGCUUGACGCGAGCGCAGAGCCGCAGCAGGAUCAGGUUGAAGCAUGCGUAGUCUCACUUAUUGAUCUCGGCUUUGGGACUGCUGAGCAAGGUGGGCGUUCUCGGCUUGCCAUCUAUGCUGCUGCAUCAAACGGGGACUUGGCCGAUGCUAUUGAUAUGAUCGAGGAGGAGAGGAAAGCGUACGAUCGCCGCGGUCCACUAAAUUAA
Molecule: messenger RNA, 2712 nt
Organism: Penicillium oxalicum
Lineage: Eukaryota; Fungi; Ascomycota; Eurotiomycetes; Eurotiales; Aspergillaceae
Exons: 2
Coding region: 1-2712 (903 amino acids)
Molecular function (GO): RNA binding
Source: RefSeq, a predicted model, not a curated record